This is a messenger RNA of Myripristis murdjan (pinecone soldierfish), 9647 nucleotides long. It is a transcript of the gene chd2, whose product is annotated as chromodomain helicase DNA binding protein 2. Gene Ontology annotation, biological process: nucleosome organization. Gene Ontology annotation, cellular component: nucleus; chromatin. Gene Ontology annotation, molecular function: DNA binding; ATP hydrolysis activity; chromatin binding. The record is from RefSeq and is a predicted model, not a curated record. The transcript has 43 exons. Bases 2533 to 7965 code for a protein of 1810 amino acids. NCBI's taxonomy places the organism in Eukaryota, Metazoa, Chordata, Actinopteri, Holocentriformes, Holocentridae.
GUAUUAUGUUUCCCCUCCCCUGCCUCUUCAGCUUCAUGCCUCAGCUCCAGCUCGCAAUAACAUCCAAUAUGAGCCUUGCUGUGCGCUAGGGGAGAGCAUGGGGGGAGACGGAUCCAGCUCUCCGGCGGCACACAGGGCUGGAGAGGAAGUGGAGAGCGCUUACGUUGAGAGAAAGUGGGCAGAGCCAGCGGAGGAUAACAGCGCAGGCAGAGCCGGGGAAGAGGACACACUCAGUAGACGGAGCCAGCGACGAGGACGGAGGGGAGAAGGGGCGCAGCGAUGCGGCCGAAACACCCAUCAAAACACCGAAAAUCGCCCGAAAACACCACACCAGCCCUCGCAGAUGAAGCGGGACAGCGACGGCCGGGAAAAUGGGAUCCCCCCGAUGUUGCACGAAAUGGAUGAAAGAAGAAGGAGAUCCUCUGACUCCAGCAAAAUGGUUUGACAUUUAGCUACAGUGGAACGCGUGAACUGAAGGAUUGGAGUGAUUCACACUUCAGUGAGGACUUAGUUCAGCGUGGAGUGACCUGCAGGUUUUCAAGCCUUGAAAAAAAGAAGACAGCACUACCCCAUUCAACUGGAUAUUGCUGAAGUGGAGACAGCGUUGUUUAACGUGAAGAUGGAGUGAUUUGGCGAUUAGCCAAAUUUUGGCAAGAUGAAAGCUUUUUCUGACUGGACGAUUUUCAACAAUUGGAUUUUUUCCUUUUUGACAAUAUGGACAUUGGAGCACUUUUGCUGGCUGUAUAAUGGACUCAUGGAAAAGUUACAUUGUUACUUUUUUGGGGGAAAAUUUCAGCCUUUGUUCACUUGAUAUUCAAAUGUUGUUUUUAAUAAAGUGAAUGUCCUCGUAUUUUUUCCUGCCUUUGUUUCAUUAGCCAACACGUGUGCUAGCUCCCAACUUAAAAGUAUACUUUUUAUUAAAUUGCAGAUAACAGGUUAUGUAGCAUAUUGGGUGAUGUUUCAGCUUUGUCUUCAUAUUACACUUAAUUAACUCAACAAAUUAAGAUAGUUUGCACUGACCUCGUGCCACUAAGCAUCUUGGCUUUGCCCAUAUAAACAGCAAGCUAACGGGAAUGCUUAAUUUUGUACAGGGUUUUUAUUUUGUUUGUUUGUUUUUUAGGAGUCUUAAUAUUCUGAUUUAAUCAGUCUAAAGUUGAUCAACAAAUGAAGUUAACACCCCAGCUGAUUGGCAAGAUUAAGGCCGAAUGGUCACUGAAUCUACACCACUGUGGUUUAAUCAUUCCCACUGUUGAAUCUGAGCCUAAUCAAUCGCAACCAGAUGAAGAUUUACACUCAUCUGUGUAAGCUACAUCACAAAUAGUUAAUAAAGCCAAAAUGGUUUCCAAAGGCUCCAUAAAAUGGCUCCUGGUGUCCUAUUUCCUGUCUAAACAGGAAGUGAUGCAAAAAAGGCAAAAAGUAUAUAUUUAAUAUACUUUAAACACCCCCUCUGUAUCUCAACCAGCAUAAAAAGGGAAUAAAUUUUCAGUAUUUAGGGUUGGCAUUGGGGAUGAAAGCAUACCCAGAUGUAUAUAAUAGCAGUUUUUAAACAAAAUAAAAGGGGUGGGACUUUAACAUCACCUGAGUGUGGGGUAAAUGGAAAUAACGUCAAUCAAAGGCAAAGCUUUCAGAGCUAGGAAGGAGCUCUAGAUGGCGGAUGAGCCUUGGGAAGGCUGCUAUGGGCUUUCGUCAGACUGUCUGUCGCCUUUUUCGCUAUCGGGACUCUUUCUUUCCGACUUAAAGUUUUCGUUUGCGAAUGACCGAGUCGUGUUUUAACGGGAAACGAAGCGUUUGGUGCAGUUUUUGUUGUUUUUGCGAGCCGUGAGAGCCGUGUCUUGCUGGGCGAGUGCUCGUCGUUGUUUUCCAUACUGGGCUCUGGCAGCCAUGGCGCGCCUCCAUUUUUAGUGCUGCUCGCCUCUGUCGCCCCGAGUCUUACACCACAGCUGAAGAUUGAAAAGGCCUAGCGCAUUUUUUCCAACAAAGUCUAUAUUUUUUCCGUAAUUUAACAUUAAGUUAUUCUUUUACUGGUGUUUAUUUUUUUUUAUUCUGAUGGGAUAAAAUAUUUAAACCCUGUGCUAUAGCGAACGCGAAUCUAAUACUUCAUUAUACCACCUUUCUUCACAUGGAAUUGGUAUGUUUACAUUGUAUAGUGUAUAACUUUACUGUUUUCUCACCCUUUAACCACAUUUUUCUAAUCCUUUAUCUGAUGACGCAGUUAGAAUUAACCUAAUGCAUGCGGCUUGAUCCAUGGAUGAUAUUGAAAGACAUAACGCUGGAUAUUUAACUCAAUGUGAUAGCACCUGUCAUUUUGUCCAGCUUUAUUUUGAAUUAUCGAUAUGAAUGAUGAUCCUUAAAUCGCUCGGAUUCGUAUAUUCUGCUUUUCUCGUGUCGCAACGUCUGGGUUUAAAGUGCCACCUGAGCAAAAAACAAUCUUAAGGGACUCCUAUGGUAGUUCAUGUUUCCUCUUAACUUUUUGACAGUAAAUACCAGGACACAAAAAACACCAUCCUAUCAAAAGACUUUCAGGAUACAACGAUGAUGAAGAAUAAAAAUAAAAAGCAAGAGGAUGAAGGUUCCACACAAAGCAAUGCAUCAAGCAAUUCAGCUUCAGAGGAAUCUAACCAUUCUGGGUCAGAGUCUGGAAGUCAGUCAGACAGCGAGCAUGGCAGCGAGAGGAGGAGGUCCCACAACUCGGAGUCCAACAGCUCCUCAGAGUCAGAGAGCCACUCAGAGUCAGAGAGCGAGUCCACAGAAUCCAAAUCACAGCAAGCCACAGCCGAGGUGAAAGACAAGCCGGUUAGAAAGAAGGAGAGUCUGGCAGAUGUGAAAAAGAUGUGGGAAGAACAUCCAGAUGUUUACGGUGUCAGGAGGUCAAAUCGCAGCAGACAAGAGCCAGCGCGCUUAAAUAUUGGAGCUGGGGGUAGUAGCGACUCCGAGGGUGAAAGUCCUAAGAGAAAAGGAACACGUUCUAAGAAAAAAGAAAAUACCUGGAAAGAUGAUGACUCAAAUGAUGAAGAGGAGGAGGAUGAGGAGGAUUCCAGCAGUACAGACAGUGAGCAGGAAGAGAAAAAAGUUAGAUCCAGACGACUUCCUGCUAGAAGACCUCAGACCAAAUCAGCAACAGUGAAAAAGCAGCAGGCUCAAAAAGGAAGGAAAUCUAGGAAACAGGAGUCAUCCGCUGACGAAGAUGAUGACGAUGAUGACGAUGAUGAUGACGAUGACGAUGAUGAGGAAGACACUCCAAAGAGACAAACCCGAAGAAGAGGUGCAACAAAAGUCAAAAGUUAUAAAGAGGACCAACAUGACUUUGAGACAGACUCCGACGACCUGAUUGAAAUGGCGGGCGAUGUAGGCGAGGAGCAGCAGGAUGAUGACAGUGAGACCAUCGAGAAAGUUAUGGACACCAGAAUAGGCAAAAAAGGAGCUACUGGGGCUUCUACUACUCUUUACGCUAUAGAGGAAAAUGGAGACCCAUGUGAAGGCUUUGACCCAGAGAACGACGAAGGAGAGACUCAAUAUCUCAUCAAGUGGAAAGGCUGGUCCUACAUCCACAACACAUGGGAGAGCAUGGAGUCUCUGACACAGCAGAAGGUCAAGGGACUCAAGAAGCUGGACAACUACAAAAAGAAGAACGAUGAGCUCAAUUCUUGGUUAAGAAAGGCUUCCCCUGAGGAUGUAGAGUAUCAUAACUGCCAGCAGGAGCUCACCAUUGAGUUGAACAAGCAGUUUCAAAUUGUGGAGAGGGUCAUCGCAACAAAAACAGGAAAGACCCAAGGUCCUUCCGACUUUCCCUCUCACAAGACAUCAUCUUCCAAUGAGCCAGAGUACUUAUGCAAAUGGAUGGGCUUACCCUAUGCUGAGUGCAGCUGGGAGGAUGGAGCCUUGGUUAGAAAGAAGUUUGAGCACUGCAUCAACAGCUUCAACAGCCGAAACUCCAGCAAAACAGUUCCCUCUAAAGACUGCAAAGUACUGAAACAACGACCAAGAUUUGUUGCUCUAAAAAAACAGCCAUCUUAUAUUGGAGAUGAGAACCUAGAGCUGAGAGAUUACCAGUUGGAUGGAUUGAAUUGGCUGGCUCACUCCUGGUGCAGGUGCAAUAGUGUCAUUCUUGCUGAUGAGAUGGGUCUGGGAAAGACCAUCCAGACCAUCUCUUUCCUGUCCUACUUGUUCCACCAGCACCAACUCUAUGGCCCCUUCCUGCUGGUGGUGCCGUUGUCCACACUCACCUCCUGGCAGAGGGAGUUUGACACCUGGGCCCCCGACAUGAAUGUGGUCGUCUAUCUUGGUGACGUCAUGAGCAGGAAAACGAUCCGCGACUAUGAGUGGGUGAACCAUCAGACGAAAAGAAUACGCUUCAAUGCACUAUUAACCACUUAUGAAAUUCUACUGAAAGACAAGGGGGUUCUUGGGAACAUCAACUGGGCAUUCUUGGGUGUGGAUGAAGCUCACAGACUGAAGAAUGACGACUCCCUGCUGUACAAAACAUUAAUUGACUUCAGGUCCAACCACAGGCUCCUCAUUACUGGCACCCCGCUGCAAAACUCCCUCAAAGAGUUGUGGUCACUUUUGCACUUCCUAAUGCCUGACAAGUUUGAGUCCUGGGAGGAUUUUGAGGACGAGCAUGGGAAGGGCAGAGAAAAUGGAUAUCAAAGCCUUCACAAAGUCCUUGAGCCGUUCCUCCUCCGACGUGUCAAGAAAGAUGUGGAAAAAUCUCUGCCCGCCAAGGUGGAACAGAUCCUCCGUGUAGAGAUGAGUGCCCAGCAGAAACAAUUCUACAAGUGGAUUUUAACAAGGAAUUACAAAGCUCUCUCCAAAGGCACCCGAGGCAGCUCCUCUGGCUUCUUGAACAUUGUUAUGGAGCUGAAAAAGUGCUGUAACCAUGGUUUCCUCAUUAAACAGCCAGAAGAGGGAGACACUGAAACACAACAGGAGCACCUGCAGAGUCUAGUGAAAGGCAGUGGAAAGUUGGUGCUGCUGGACAAGCUGCUCACCAGACUUAGAGAGAGGGGCAACAGAGUCCUCAUCUUCUCCCAGAUGGUCAGGAUGUUGGACAUUCUGGCUGAAUACUUGGCCCUCAAACGCUACCCAUUCCAGCGGCUGGACGGUUCCAUAAAAGGAGAAAUUCGAAAGCAGGCACUAGACCACUUUAAUGCAGAGGGCUCAGAGGACUUCUGCUUCCUGUUGUCCACGAGAGCUGGAGGCCUGGGAAUCAACCUGGCCUCAGCAGACACCGUGGUUAUCUUUGACUCAGACUGGAACCCUCAAAACGAUCUGCAGGCACAAGCCAGGGCUCACAGGAUUGGCCAGAAGAAACAGGUGAACAUAUAUCGAUUGGUCACUAAAGGAACAGUGGAGGAGGACAUCAUUGAGAGGGCAAAGAAGAAGAUGGUUUUGGACCAUCUUGUCAUUCAGAGAAUGGACACCACUGGUCGAACUGUACUGGACAACAACUCAGGAAAUUCAAAUUCAAAUCCAUUCAAUAAAGAAGAACUGACUGCUAUCCUAAAGUUUGGUGCAGAGGAUCUUUUCAAAGAGGCAGAGGGAGAGGAGUCUGAGCCACAGGAGAUGGAUAUUGAUGAGAUCCUCAGGUUGGCUGAAACAAGAGAGAGUGAUCAGGGAUCGAGUGCAACAGACGAGCUUCUCUCUCAGUUUAAGGUGGCCAAUUUCUCCAACAUGGAAGAGAGCACUCCAGAGCUUGACGAAAAGCAUUCUCGGGAUUGGGAAGAAAUCAUCCCUGAGGACCAGCGGCGCAAACUGGAGGAGGAGGAGAAGCAGAGGGAGAUGGAGGACAUCUUCAUGCUGCCUAGAAGCAGGAGCUCAAACAAGAGGGCUCAGGCCAACGAUAGCGAUAGUGACGUAGGCUCCAAGUUGAAGCACCGCUCCUCAGGGUCAGACAGUGAGACGGACGAUAGCGAGGAUGACAAGAAGCCAAAGAAAAGAGGCAGACCCCGAGCCCGCAAAAACAAUGUGGAGGGUUUCACAGAUGCAGAGAUCCGCCGGUUCAUUAAAUCAUAUAAGAAAUUUGGAUCUCCACUUGAAAGACUAGAAGCUAUUGCCAGAGACUCUGAGCUGGUGGACAAAUCUAUAGCAGACCUCAAGAGACUGGGUGAAUUGAUUCAUGCGAGUUGUGUCACUGCAGUGCAGGAGCAUGAGGAACACCUUAAAGAGAAUCCUGCUGAAGCCAAAGGUCCUGGGAAACGCCGAGGGAUUAAUAUCAAAAUUUCAGGAGUGCAAGUCAAUGCCAAGUCAAUCAUCCAGCAUGAGGAAGAGUUUGAGCCCUUACACAAAGCUGUGCCGUCCAAUUCUGCAGAGAGAAAUAAGUUCCAGCUGACAUGCAGGGUUAAGAUCGCCCACUUUGACGUGGACUGGGAUCUGCAGGAUGACAUUCAGCUCUUGCUUGGCAUCUACGAACACGGUUAUGGCAAUUGGGAUCUGAUCAAGACUGAUCCUGACCUUAAGCUGGUAGAUAAGAUUCUCCCAGAUGACCCAGGCAAGAAGCCUCAGGCCAAGCAGUUGCAGGCCAGAGCAGACUAUCUUCUGAAGCUGCUGAAGAAGGAACAAGAGAGUAAAGACCUGUCUAAAACAGGAGAGGAGGCCAAAGUAAAGAAGAGGAAGCCUCGGAUAAAAAAGGAGAACAAGAUCCUCAAGGACGAGCAGGGCAAUGACAUCUCCUCCCCUCGCCUGUCGGACAACCCGUCAGAGGAGGGCGAGGUCAAGGAUGAUGGAAUUGAGAAGUCCCCCGCCAAGAAGAGACAAAAGAAAAAGGAUAAUAAAGAGAACAAAGAAAAACAGGGAACUCCUAAAAAGGAGAAGGAAGGGGACAAAGACAAAAAGGGCACCAAGCCCAAAAAAGAAAAGGCCAAAGGAACCAAAGGGAAGAAGAGCCAGGGUCCAGUCCACAUUACUGCUGGAUCCGAGCCUAUUCCCAUUGGAGAGGAUGAUGACGAACUAGACCAGGAGACCUUCAGCAUUUGUAAGGAGCGCAUGAGGCCAGUGAAGAAGGCCCUGAAGCAGCUAGACAAGCCUGAUGAGGGCCUUUCUGUCCAGGAGCAGCUCCAGCACACUCGCACAUGCCUACUGAAGAUAGGAGACCGAAUCACAGAGUGCCUUAAAGCCUACAAUGACCCCGAGCAUGUCAAAACAUGGCGACGAAAUCUCUGGAUUUUUGUGUCCAAGUUUACAGAGUUUGGUGCCAGGAAGCUUCACAAGCUUUACAAGAUGGCACAGAAGAAGCGGUCACACGAAGAAGAGAAGGAACAGAAGAAGAAGGAGGACCCUGCAGGGAGGGUGAAGCCUUUCAGACCAGAGCCAUCUGGGUCCAGUCGAGAUUCCACUGGUACGCAGCCAUCCUCAAAGUCUAUGUCUCACCCCUCGCAGCCAGGGUCCCACGGACACCACCGAGAACCGUACAACCCCACCAACAAGCGGCACUUCGGGAAUGAUGAUCGAGGAGAUUGGCCAAGGGACCGUAAAUAUAAUUACCCAGGUAACAGCAACCAGCCGUGGCAAGGAGAUCGGCAUCAUCCGUACGAUCAGCAUCGCUAUAAGGAUCACUAUGGUGAUCGACGUCCCCACGGAGACUCCUAUCGCAGUAGUUACCGCAACAGCAGCUCGCCGCGAAAAAGACCAUAUGAGCAGUACGGUGAUCGGGACCACAGGGGUCAUCGACCCUACUAUGAAAGGCAUCCAGACCCCAAAAGAAGACGUACCGAUGAAUUCCGUCCGACUAACUACCACCAGGGGAGAGAAGGCCCUCUUCAGGACUUCAGGAGGAUGCCAGAGCACAGGCCACCGGGCCCGACUGGGCCAGAGCACUACAGGCCCUUCCACCCAGACAAACCUCCUCCUCUGAUGGACCCCCGCUCCCCACAGGCUCAGAAGUCUCCCCAGGACUCUCGCUCGCCACUCGAGCGGCCUGUAGAGCAGAAAGGAGGGGUAGACCCAAACUGGAACAACAGGAAAACAUAAGGCCUGCUAGUGGUGACUUACAAACUGAACUGUCCAGGGUCAAAGCCACAUGCUGCUGAUGGACAAGUCUGGAUUAGCCAAUCAUAAGCUCACAGUUGGAAAGGGAAUCAACACUUACCCUGUUUACCAGCAAAACCAAACUAUUACGCUCCUUCCCCUGAGGGACUGUGGCUGUGAAUAUGUGCCCAAAAUGAAGAAGUGGGUUUCCUCCAGUCAUCUUCAUGAUGAUGAAAAAAGUAAAUAGCUCAUGCAUCUUUAUUUAAAUAAAAUGACUUGAUCAGUCCAUGUUUAGACUGUGUAAUGCUUAAGGAUGCUUAGUCCCAUGGACUACUAUCUAAGGAAAUACAUCAACUGAUGACUGAUCUCAAUCCUAAAAGUGCCUGAAGGAUUUGGCCUUUUGAAUGGUAAAUGUAUGGGAUUAUUCUUCCCAAAGGAUCAUGGACAUUCUUUUUUUUUUUUUUUUUUUUGUUUAGCUUUAAGUCUUGCAAUUGAUGUCAUUAGCAGCAUUUCAGUACAAACGAAUGUGUAUUAUGUGAUCAUGUGCGCACCUUCAAAUGUUUAUCUUGACCAUGUAGCUAGGGUAUCAUGGGGUACAAAUGCAUUUCUCCCACUUUUAACAAAAGGGGAUGGAUUUGUUAGCAGUUACAUGUCAAUCGUACCAGUCAGUUUUGCUCUAAAUACUAUUCAACAGAAGGUUGAAAAGGUUUUAGCGACUUCACAUUUCUCUUGUGUACAGAUAAUCAUUAUUUCUGUAUUUGUACAGCUAUAUAAAUCAUUGCAAUCCUCCUGCUUUGAUCACCUUAACCACUUCUUCUGUCAGUGGGCCUAAUGAAAUGAAAGCUUUCUAAACAGUAUUUAUUACAACAGAGUGUGCAGAGGUUCAAAACACUACAACUUAGAACAAUAUUUUCUUUUUGUCCGUCAGUAUUCUGAUGAAAUGGUAAGAAUGGUACUUCAUGGCAUAGAUUCACUGUUUUCCCACCCGUAUUAGUGUUCAUUUAUGUCUGAAAAUGAUUGUUAAAAACACACAUCCUUCCCUUACCUAUGGUUUGGCAAUAUUUUUGAUUUCCAGAGACAUUUGUGCUCAAAUGCUGGCAGUUUGUUAAAAUAUUAUUUGGGGAGGUGAUGAUGUUUGAUUACACUGAUUACUUUCGGUCAUUCUUUCCCCCGUGCCAAAUGUGUGUGUGGUUCUACUCCGGCCCUUGUUUUUGUUUUUUAGUAUCGAUUGUUAUGCUUCUCCAUUUGUGCCUUAUUUCUGUGUGUAUUAUCAUACUGUAUAUGGGUUCAUGGACAGUACUGUGGUCUAAUAUAGGCAGGAUGCAGUAUAAACACGACACGUUUUAAGGACACUGCUCUGAAUGGCUGAAUAGUAGUAUUCAGAGACAACUGGUGGAGGGACCACUUAUGCUAUUAAUUUGUCAUGUGGUUCUAUGAUUUCCAGAAAAUUUGGGGGAAAAUAUAAACAUUAAUGUAAGAAAUUUUGUGUUUUGUCCGGGGCACAAAGCCAACCAGUUACAAUAAACAGCCAACACAUCCUCCUUCCACGGUGAGCAAGCUACAGUUCCUGUAUAUGUUCUUUGAGCAAGCCUAAAUAAUUUAUAUUUGUGACAAAACCACUCUUCAUGGGAAAUGUGCUGUACAUAUGUUUGGACAUAUGUAAUAAACUUUGUUACAUAAUGAAA